UUCCACCCUUUCUCACCAACCAAACUCCCCCUUUUCUCCACUAUUUUUCCCUCAUAAUAUUAUUUCAAACUUUAUAUAAUCACAUUUAUUUUUAUCACUUCAAAUAUUAUUCCUUAGUCAAUACAUUUAUACUUGUAUACACGCGUUUAUUAUUAUUAUUAUUAUUAUUAUUAUUAUUAUUAUUGUGUGAUGCAGGAGGCAUUGCCCUAUAAGAGAUGGGAGGUACUCCCACCGGUACUAGUGGCGAGUACCUCCUCAAAUAGUGGAGGUAAUGUUGGGAGUAACAAUAUUAAUAAUAGUAAUACGAUGGAGAGUUUGGUGAAGAAGAAUCCAGUGAUCGUGUUCGGGAAGCGAGGUUGUUGUAUGUGUCAUGUGGUGAGGAAAUUGUUGCUUGGGUUAGGAGUUAAUCCUCCUGUGUUUGAGAUUGAUAGUAGUAAUGCUAAUGAAUCUCUUUUGAUUAAUUCUUUGUCAAAAUUUGUAGUCAAUAAUAAUGGUGGAAAAAAUAAUAAUAGUGUAAACACCUUGCAAUUUCCUUUGGUGUUUGUGGGUGGGGAGCUUUUUGGUGGCCUAGAAAAGGUUAUGGCUACUCAUCUUUCUGGUGAAUUGGUGCCUAUUCUCAAACAAGCCGGCGCGUUAUGGCUCUAAACUACUACUACAUCCAUAAGAGUUUAGGAAUUUGAGGUAUUGUAUCAGUGUGACAAUUAAUUCUAUCCGAGAAAGUAGUUUCACAAAAAUACUUUGAUUCUUCAUAAAUAUUUGUCUUUUUUCAGAUUAUAUGAGUUAGGGCGAUAAAUAUUUUGAAUCGGAUCGAUGGGAGAAUCUUAUAUUGUAUGGGAAAUUUUACAAGUGCUAGAUUAUAUUUUGUGAUGGUAAUUUUUUAUGAGUUUUUAGUUGAAGGUAGAUUUUCUUGUACAUUGUUAUUAUUAUUCAUGAUUGUGUAUGUAUACCAUAAAGAAAAUGAUGGUGUUUAAUAAUAUUAAAUGAUUUCAUU
Chenopodium quinoa (quinoa) is the source of this 991-nucleotide messenger RNA. Its product is annotated as glutaredoxin-C9-like. NCBI's taxonomy places the organism in Eukaryota, Viridiplantae, Streptophyta, Magnoliopsida, Caryophyllales, Amaranthaceae. The transcript has a single exon. The coding region runs from base 190 to 645 and encodes 151 amino acids. The record is from RefSeq and is a predicted model, not a curated record.